Molecule: messenger RNA, 1119 nt
Organism: Sparassis crispa
Lineage: Eukaryota; Fungi; Basidiomycota; Agaricomycetes; Polyporales; Sparassidaceae
Exons: 7
Coding region: 1-1119 (372 amino acids)
Source: RefSeq, a predicted model, not a curated record
AUGGCUCAACCCACUUCAGCCGCUAACUCACCUACCAACGGUGCCACCACACCGGACGUUUCGUCAACCGCUGCACUGGCUGCUUCAAUGUUUGCACUUUCCAGUUCAGUUUCACCACCGUUAUCACCCAUCAAGUCCACACUCGGCAAGCGUACACGUCUCAUGCACUCACAAGAUGAGGAGGAUCUCAAUGAUGAUGUUGAUGAGUUACCAGUGGCCUCCGACAAUGAAACCACCGAUGCCACGAGGAAUGUGAUGCGCCCACCGGUGGCACCAAGUCAGCCGGUGCAGCAUAUUUUGACUUCAAAUACUUUGACUGCCACUCUUGGUGGCCAGUCCUUGAAGCAGCUUGCCAAGAAGCUCGUGAAGAAGACCAAACUCGGCCAAGACCAGCUGACUGAAGUUGAUGUGUUCACGUCCUCCGUGCUGAAUGCUGAGCAGAACUUGCAUCUGUUCAUCAAACUCGAAGAGGUCCAGCGUGAGGUGUCAGAGCUGCGCAAGUCCCAGGCUGAAUACCGGGUGUCGGAAUCUCUCAGUAAAAAUAUCCAGAAAAUCUCGACGGCCGUGCUCCUCUCUGUGAACCUCGCAGGCUACAUGGAUGCCGCUGCAGUCGGACCGGUGCAGGAGCGGUUGAAGUGCGACCGUUUUGACAUGCCGGAUAAUAUUGAGCACAACCCAGCUGACUGGGGAAAGGUCAAGACCGUGAUUCAGUACCAUCAGACUCAACUUCGCUCUGCGUGGAAGAAGGGGAUUGGCGAGAGCGUCACCCAUGAGGAUCCUAAAGAACAUACCGACAUCUUCACACUGACUACGACAAUCGCCAAUGGUAACUGCACUGUGACCAUUGGUCUGUGUGCCCGCGUGGCAUUGAUGGCGAGUCGCGACAUCUUCUGCCAACGUGCUUACAGUGAGAAAACCUACUGGCGCAAGGUUAACGAACGUGUGGCAUUCAUCCGCCAGACAGCCAACGAAGACCAGAAAGCAGUCAAUAGGGCAAUGCGGCACAUUCUCAAGAAUGAUCGCAACCAGCAUGGUCAGUGCAGCGAGAAGAUCAAGGUUACAGAGCAACCCAACAAUUCGUUCCAGGCCAGUAUUGACAGUUGUGUCGCCGCCGUGUGA